AUGGAAAAUGAAGAUUACGAAGCAAUAACAUUUAACAAUGUCCCAGUGAAAAAUUUAAUUGACUCUAGAAAAUAUUGUGAUCGAAGAAAGAUAUUAGAAAAUAAAGAUAAUUUUUUAAUUAAUGGUUAUUUCAAUUAAUAUUUUGUAGUUCACGAUGAUGCAUCACGAAUCAAUAUUGAUGCAGUACACAAAAAAAGUGAAAAUGAGGAUUCGGAUGAAAAUUUAAUUGUUUUAGAAAAAAAAGAAAGAAAAGUACUUAGAAAAUGUAACAUUUGGAGACGUCAAAAUAUCGAGAGUAUCAAAAAUGCAGUGGCUAAGCGAAAACAUCAACAAAAAAUGAUCGUACAACAACCUGUUGUUGAUAAAAUUGAAAACAGUGAAUUUGAAUUAGGCAAUAUUAUGGAAGAAUUAAAUAACUUUAUUGAAGGGAAAUGUUUAAUUUUCGAUACAAAUGAAUAUGAACGUAAAUGGAACGACAAAAAUGUCAAUCAGGAGAGAUUAACUGAAGUUAAAAAUACUUUAAUUGAAAUAAAUAAAAAAAGUAUGGUCAUUUAUAAUGAAUUAGAAAAAACUAGUAAUAAAGAAGAUAUACUAGUAAUACACGAAGAUAUUGUUUCACUAAAAAAAGAAAGUUUAGAUCUUCUUAAGGAAAAAGACGAUAUUAUUGAUAAACUAUUAGAAGAACUAGAAGAAUUAUUAACCAAAUCUUUUAAUGAAACUUCUUCUAAUUCGAAUGAUCUGGAUAAAUUGAAUGAAAUCGCAAAUAACAAAUUAAAAAUCCUCAAAGAAGAGCAUAAAAAGUACUACUUAGCUAUUACCAAAUUGAUCGAAGAUACGAAAAAUAACAAAAAUAACAAAGAUUCUACUGAAUGGAGAAUUUUAAUGGAUAAAAUCAUUAAUAAAAUAUCAAGUGUAACAUUAAAACGAUUUGUAUUAAUUGAAAAGAACAACUUUGAAUUAUUAAAGCUAUACAAGACUAAUGAAGAGGAAUUAAAAAACUUUAGAAUAGAAACAACUGAGAAUUAUAUUGGAGUUGAUACCGAUUUGGAGUUUGUAAAAAUCAGAUGCUCAACAAACAUAAAAAAACUUAAAUAUAAUUGUUAUGUUUUAAAAAAAAAAAUAGAAGAUAAUAAUUUGAGAAUAGUCAAUCAAAAAAGAAGAAUCAAUUUUUUGCAAGAAACUGUUUAUAACUUGAGAGAAAAAUGUAAGAAAAUUGAAUCAGAUCAUACAACUCAAAUAUCUACAGUUGAAAAACAAAUAAUAAAUAUUAACAAAAAAAUCGAUCAACAAGAAAAAAGAGCUGACUCUAUUGCAAAGAAGGAUAAUGACGAUUAUAUACAAUUAUGGGACUUUCAACUGAAUCAGAUCAUACGUUACAUUAAUAGUAUUCGUGAAAUCGAUUGUUUUAUACGUGAUUAUUUAAGUUUUAGUGUCAAGACAACACAUUUCGGCGAAAAGCUAAUUUUAAAUGACGACGAUACAAUAGUGCCACUUCUGAAACACAUUAAUAAUCUAAUAUUAUAUGAGCCUGCACACAACAGUUCAGAUUCGAAUUAUUAUGAACAUAUUAGAGACAAAGCUCUAAAUAAUCUGUUAUUGGAUUUCAUUGUUAAGAACUCGAGUUUUAUAUUUGACCAUAACUUACAUGGAAUUCUUGGCACAAAUUCAAUACGGAAUUCAUCAUAUGCUUAUAACGCUUUGAGUGAAUUAAAACUAAGUAAAGAAUUUUGGCAGCUCAUGAAAUCUAAAUUUAAACCAUAUAUAACAUGUAUUGUUUGUAAUUCUCAAAUAAAUUGGGAAUCGGGUAAAAUUAUUGAAGAAUCGAACAGUGAACAAAAAAUUUUUAAAAACAUAAUAUCAGAUAAUUGCAUCAACAAAUUGAAAUCGAAUAAAUAUUUAUACUUUGAGCAGUUAUGUAGAAAUAUAUCUCAGCAUAAUAAAAAUAUUAACAAACUUAUAAAAAUAGAUCCGUCUCAUCAAUUUAUCAAUGACACUGCAUGUACAAACUAUAUUACUUUUGAAAAUAUUGAUGAAGAACAAAAUGAUAAAUAUUCUACAAUUUUAGUUGGUGAAAAUACACCAUUUAAUCAUGCUCGAUGUGAAAAUUUGAAUCACGAAUUAUUCAUUGACAACGAGCAAUUCAUACGUAUAAUGAAAGAGAUAAUAAAAGAAUCGCGAUCAACAUAUGUCCCAAAACCCAAGUCAUUAUACCAUAGAUUAAAAAAAGAAUAUAAUUUUAUACAGUGGAAGAUCAGUGAAAAUGAUUUACAAGAAUAUUGGUCUCGAAUCGUUAAAUAUAUACCAAGUAGUGUUGAUUUGUGGAAAAUGUACUACGAGGAACUUGGUCGAUAUUAUAAAUUUAUAGUCGUACGCCGGAAAAAAAUGCUAAUUGCAAAAACGUUACAAACUGAAAAUAUGAGACUGAAAAAAACAGUACAUGAAUUAGAGAAUACAACAUUAAGAAAUAUAAUUAUAUGA
Rhopalosiphum padi (bird cherry-oat aphid) is the source of this 2478-nucleotide messenger RNA. RefSeq lists its product as uncharacterized. NCBI's taxonomy places the organism in Eukaryota, Metazoa, Arthropoda, Insecta, Hemiptera, Aphididae. Gene Ontology annotation, biological process: axonemal dynein complex assembly; regulation of cilium movement; cilium-dependent cell motility. The transcript is spliced from 12 exons. The record is from RefSeq and is a predicted model, not a curated record. Gene Ontology annotation, cellular component: axoneme; axonemal dynein complex.